Molecule: messenger RNA, 2478 nt
Organism: Ostrea edulis (European flat oyster)
Lineage: Eukaryota; Metazoa; Mollusca; Bivalvia; Ostreida; Ostreidae
Product: hsp90 co-chaperone Cdc37-like
Exons: 11
Coding region: 648-1769 (373 amino acids)
Biological process (GO): protein stabilization; protein folding
Cellular component (GO): cytoplasm
Molecular function (GO): heat shock protein binding; protein-folding chaperone binding; protein kinase binding
Source: RefSeq, a predicted model, not a curated record
GACUCAACUGAAGGGUCACCAGCCAUACCUAAAAAGUUCAAUGUUGCCAUAUUUAUACACGACUUUCCGUUAAUUGUGACAUAUUUCCCUGGCUUUCCAGUUAUUAUGUUAUUCUCCAUGGCCUGUAGGACCGGGUGAUCCUCUGGAAUUUCGGGUGCUAAAGGUUCCGGCUGCCAUUCCGCAAUCAACUCCUCCUUUUCCUUUUCAGUCAGGACAGAUUCUGGGGCAUACGCCUUUGAGAAAAACAGUAAUUUGAAAAUCCAGAUAAUUAGCAGUGCUUCGAAGAAAAGAUGAUACGAUGGAGCCUGUAGCAGGGCCUGGAACAUAUCGUACAUUUCCCAUGUUUGUGGAAUGAACGUUGACGCCAUGGCGUGAUACUAAUACUGGUACUCGUCAAGGGAGAACUAGUUUAUGUUAUGUAAGAAACUAAGGAAACAAUUUCACCUGUAAAAUGUUUAAAAAGUGUGUUGUGAUGUUCAAUGGUUACAUUAGUAUCAGUAUCUUAUAUAAGUUUAAAAUAUUUAAUGCGAUUUUAUAUACUAAAAUAAAAACAAUUAAUAUAAAGUCGGGAUCGGAAUACCACAUGAACUUCCUUAUUCCAGAAGACGCAAUAUUUUGAUAUUGACGUAGUUCACUAAAUUGUUAUCAUGACCGCGAUCAAUUACAGUAAAUGGGACCAUAUUGAGAUCUCGGACGAUGAAGAUGACACACAUCCCAAUGUUGACACAGCUAGUCUCUUCAGAUGGCGACAUCAGGCAAGAAUGGAAAGAAUGGAGCAAUCAAAGAAGGAAAAAGAAGACUUUGAGAAAGGCUAUGCAGAACAUCAACAGAAAAUGAAUGAAAUCAAGCAGAAAUUAAAAGAGGCAGAUUUGAGCAGUGAUAAAGAUGCAAAAACCAAACUCUCUGAAUUAGAGGACCAAGAGAAGAAAUGGAGAGAAAAAGAAGAAGAAUUGAAGAAAAAAGAAAAGCUAACUCCAUUAAAUAUUGACACCAUAUGCCACGAUGGAAAAUCAAAAACUGUGAUAAAUAAACCAAUACCAAAAAAAGAAUUAACAGAGGAAGAGAAAAGUCAGAAACAUAAAGAGUUUGUAGAGAAACAUAAAGCAGAUGCAAAAAAGUUUGGGAUGUUGCGUCGGUUUGAGGAUAGCCAGCAGUUCUUGAUUGACAACCCUGAUUUGGUCUGUGAGGAAACGGCCAAUGUCCUGGUCAUCUGGUGUAUAGAUCUUGCUAUGGAGGAGAAAACUGAUCUAAUGAAUCAUGUGGCUCAUCAAACAAUCGUAAUGAACUUCAUAAUGGAACUGGCAAAGCAGAUGGACGUAGAUCCAAGAAGCUGUGUUCGUCCUUUUUUCUCCAGGAUAAAGCUUGGUGAAAAGCAAUAUAUGGAAGCCUUCAACAGUGAACUGGAUGCAUUCAAAGAAAGAAUUACAAAGCGAGCCCAGGAGAAAUUACAGAAAGCCAUGGAAGAAUAUGAAGAGGAGGAGAGGCAGAAGAGGCUAGGACCAGGCGGUCUGGACCCUGUGGAAGUGUUUGAAACUUUACCAGAGGUCUUACAAAAGUGUUUCGAGUCCAAAGACAUUGCUUCAUUACAAAAAGCUAUCACAGAGUUGCCCGAGGAGGAGGCGCGCUAUCACAUGAAACGGUGCGUUGAUUCCGGACUGUGGGUGCCCGAAGCCAACAAAGAACCCGAGGGCGCUAAGGAGGAGGAAGUAUACGAUGAAGUGCAAGAAAGUGAACCCCUGGUGGGGAAUGACAUUAACGAUGUGGACUGAGGCGUGUGAAGUAUACCUUUAGACUCGUGCAUGCAAAGUUACUCUCAUCUGAUCUUCAAAGAUUCAUGUACAGUAAACUGCAACAUUUCAUGAGGUCGAGAAAGAAUGAAAAAGAGAUUCAUUACAAAGAUUCAUUCAAUUCUAAAAUUUGAGGUUGCAAAAAUGUUUUCAUUUUUGUUAAGUUUGCAAGAUUUAAUCAGAAGGAGGAAAUAUCACAUGUAGUUUAAAGAUUAUUUUUAGUAGUUUUGAAUUGCUGAAUCUCUGAAGAGAUCUUUAUGAAUACAGGAACGUUUUGAAGCUGUGUGUAUUUUAAGAAGAUUGUGAAAAUAUUCAUUAGAUAUUUCAACUUUUGAAUGAGCCUUUCCAUGAGGUUUCUUUGACAUGUAUGGUCCGACAGAGAGAAGUACAAGUUGUAUCAGAAUUGCUGUGUUCUUGCUCAGAACUCUAUAUGUGAGCAAGUCGCAACACGACAGUAAGUAGGCAUGUCAUAGAAUUAUGAGAUGCGCAUUGUAUUUCAACAGUAAUUGUCUUUUAAAUCAAUUUUCAGGAAAAUUUUGUGUCACUGUUGUCCAUUUUACGUGUAUUCACAUUCAUUAAUUCAUUCUAGCUGUUUUCAGCAUUUAUUAAACUGAUGUGAAAAAAUUGUGGGUUUCUCUUUUGUUUUCCCCAUUUACAAUUAUGUAUAAAACUGAAAAUGAUAAAUUGUAAA